AUGACACAAUCGGAAAGCCCACAAGAAGAAAAUGUCCCGAAUGGUGAUCCACCUCCGUAUACGUCAUCUGUAACUUUGCCUAGUGCCACUCAUAUACCACAAACUGCGUCGAAUGCAGAAAGUAUUCAAAAUCCCGAACCAUCGGUUGUUUAUCAACAAGAACCUACAGUGUGUUACAUUGUUCAAAAUAAUAUCCUUCCUACACAACUCCCGAUCGAUUUGGCUCCUGUCAGCAUGUAUUGCCCGCGGUGUGGUAAUUAUAUAACUACUCAAGUGUUUGAAAUUCCCGGAUCGACCACCUAUUGUUACACUAUUAUCUUGUGUUUUUUAUUCUGGCCACUUGCGUGGUUGCCAUUUUAUAUGUCGAGUUGUCAGGAUAAAGUUCAUCGGUGUCCAAGCUGUGGAAAUACAGUUGCUGUUGUCUGCGCUUAA
This is a messenger RNA of Acaulospora morrowiae, 432 nucleotides long. The record is from the annotation of a GenBank genome assembly. Lineage: Eukaryota; Fungi; Glomeromycota; Glomeromycetes; Diversisporales; Acaulosporaceae.